CCAUUCCCACCAUUUGAAAAAAAAAUCAUGUUCACCGUGCCAUCCUCGCCACCGCUCCACCCUCCUCAUCUCCGGCGGCGGCGUCGGCGCCUCCUUCUCUCCAUGGCUGCCCCAAUUUUCCUCCUAUUCCACCCCAAUGCCACUCAUGUUCACGCUCGUGGCCUCAUCCAGAUGCCCCCUUCCCGGCUCAUCAACCGGUACUACUUAGUGCGAGCAGGGGAAUCGGAGUAUGAGAAGCUGGGGGUGUUGAACACCAACCCCGUCUCUAAGACGUCCGUGGACAGUGGGCUCUCGGCGGAGGGUGCUCUCCAGAGUGCGAAGUCGGCGCUAGAGCUCCAGCGCAUGGGCGCUUGUGACGGUGGCUGCUGGAUUUGGCCCUCCAUCACUCAGAGGUCGUACCAGGCCGCUGAGAUCAUUGCCUCUCUCAAUGGAGUCGAUCGAAGCCGGAUAGUUCCAGAAUACAGCUUUCUGGAUGCACGUGGUUUGGGCGCCUUUGAGGGAAAGAGCUUAGAUUCAAUUGCUGAGGUAUAUAAAUCUGAUAAGAUUUCUCCAAACAACAAGCCACCUGCUUUUGGGGAUGGGACACCAAAUGAGAGUGUAGCAGAUGUGUUUGUCCGAGUGACACAGCUUAUGUCUAUACUAGAAACUCAGUACUUCGGAGAUACUAUAAUUAUUGUCUCACCAGAUUCAGACAAUUUAACAAUUCUACAAGCUGGCUUAACUGGGCUUGAUUUACGUAGACACAUGGAUCUCUCAUUUGGCCCUGGCGAGGUCAGACUCGUGGAUCCCAAGAGCAUACCAACAUAUAAGCAGCCCGCUUCUGCUGUUUAUAAGUGUGCAAAUCCUCCUAAGUGCACUUGAUGCCCCUUUAUCAAGCCUGCAGAAAGCUACACCUUGUAUAGCUACCAAUUUGGGAACCACACUUCGGCAAAUAAGUAUUAAAGAGAUAACAUGCUAGCAUGCACAGAAGCUUACAAGGUACAGCCCCAAGCUUUUACCUGUUCUCAAGUAUAAAGAGCAUAAAACUGCUGUCUCUCAGUUGCUUAUGGUAGCUUCAACUUUCAAGAACUCUGAAAAACAAUAUCCCUGACAGUGAAUCAUCAUAAACUGCAUUCAUAUGAAACUCUUGUUAUCGUUCACAUUUGUAUCAUCUGUACAUAACCAAAGCCCACUCAGUUCAUAGGAUCAAAAAUUUAUUUUUCUUUGAUUAUAUACUCUAUAUUCGGCAUCAGGUUCAAUUACCUCGCUAGUGUACAACUACUUAGACAAUUAAUGCCCUUUUGUGAUA
Dioscorea cayenensis subsp. rotundata (Guinea yam) is the source of this 1288-nucleotide messenger RNA. RefSeq lists its product as uncharacterized. The record is from RefSeq and is a predicted model, not a curated record. Lineage: Eukaryota; Viridiplantae; Streptophyta; Magnoliopsida; Dioscoreales; Dioscoreaceae. The transcript has 5 exons. The coding region runs from base 28 to 861 and encodes 277 amino acids.